Molecule: messenger RNA, 841 nt
Organism: Mus caroli (Ryukyu mouse)
Lineage: Eukaryota; Metazoa; Chordata; Mammalia; Rodentia; Muridae
Source: RefSeq, a predicted model, not a curated record
CGGAGCCUGGGCCGAAAGUGUUGGAAUGAAUGCUUUAGUGAGACGCUGCGUGGCCCGCGCGGGCCUUCCCUGUAUUUGGAGAGGGAAAUGCUACAGCUCCGGGAAUGAGCCGGCAGAAAGCAACCGGGUGACACCGAUGCUGCGGCAUCUUAUGUAUAAAAUAAAGUCUACAGGUCCCAUCACUGUGGCCGAGUACAUGAAAGAGGUUUUGACUAACCCAGCCAAGGGAUAUUAUGUGCAUCAGGAUAUGCUAGGAGAAAAAGGAGACUUUAUUACUUCACCUGAAAUAAGCCAAAUCUUCGGAGAGCUACUAGGGGUGUGGUUUGUUAGUGAAUGGAUAGCCUCUGGAAAAAGCCCAGCGUUCCAGCUGGUGGAACUUGGCCCUGGUCGGGGCACCCUCACAGCAGAUAUUUUGAGGGUGUUCAGUCAACUUGGGUCUGUGCUAAAAACCUGUGACAUCUCAAUACACCUUGUAGAGGUGAGCCAGAAAUUAAGUGAGAUCCAAGCACUGACACUGACUGAGGAGAAGGUCCCUCUGGAGAGAGACGCUGAAUCCCUGGUGUACAUGAAAGGUGUCACAAAGUCUGGGAUUCCAAUCUCCUGGUACCGAGACCUGAAGGAUGUUCCUGAAGGAUACAGCUUGUAUCUCGCCCAUGAGUUUUUUGAUGUUCUUCCUGUGCAUAAAUUUCAGAGAACACCACACGGAUGGAGAGAAGUGUUUGUUGAUGUCGACCCACAAGCUUCUGAUAAACUGAGCGUGAUGAAAGAAGGGAACAUGUGGAAGUAUGUCCCGAUGCUGGGGUUAUCAUCCAGGAACUGUCCCAGCGCAUUGCAUCAACUG